Cryptosporidium ubiquitum is the source of this 627-nucleotide messenger RNA. Its product is annotated as 60s ribosomal protein L13. Gene Ontology annotation, biological process: translation. Bases 1 to 627 code for a protein of 208 amino acids. The record is from RefSeq and is a predicted model, not a curated record. Gene Ontology annotation, cellular component: cytosolic large ribosomal subunit; ribosome. Lineage: Eukaryota; Apicomplexa; Conoidasida; Eucoccidiorida; Cryptosporidiidae. Gene Ontology annotation, molecular function: RNA binding; structural constituent of ribosome. The transcript is spliced from 2 exons.
AUGCGUCAUAACAACGUUAUUCCCAAUGUGCACUAUCACAAGAACUUCAAACGCUGGAUCAGGACGUGGUAUAACCAGCCAGGUAGAAAGCAGAGCCGUAGAAUUGCUCGUCAAAAGGCUGUUGCUGAGGCAGGUUUUAGACCUAUUGGAAUGUUGAGACCAAUUGUCCACCCACCAACCCAGCGUUACAACAUGAAGACUCGUCUUGGAAGAGGAUUCACUCUUGAGGAGCUCUCAGCAUGUGGAAUUAACAAGAAGGCAGCAAUGAGCAUUGGAAUUGCUGUUGAUCAUAGAAGAACUGACUUGUCAGAAGAAACCUUCCAAACCAAUGUUGACCGUCUUAAGAAGUAUAUUAAUGGAAUUGUUCUUCAACCAAGAAAAGGGAAGAAGACCAAGAAGGGCUUUGCUGGUAUUCCGAACGACUCUGCCAGAGAGGAGUUCAAGGCCUUGAAGAAUGUUAGCCAUGAAAAGGCCUUCCCUGUUAAGACCCAACCACUGGCUGUUAAGACUCAUGUUAUUACUUCUGAAGAGAAAAAAUUCAGAGCAUUUUCUACACUACGCAAGCAAUUAAUUGAAGCUAAGAAUUUUGGAAAGAAGUCUACCUCCAAGGCUAAAUCUUCUGCCUAA